AUCCCGUUAGAUCACGUGCAAAGGUAUAGUUUGGAGAAGAAAAAGCGAAAUAUGUGUGUAAGGUUCAGACAAAAGUUGAUUACACAACAAAACGCUAUCUCUGAACAGGACAAGGAAAGUAACAAUACGUGUUUUGGUUCUAAAAUACAUUCAACACAUGUCAGUGAAGAGAAUCCUAACCACAAAAGUAAUGAAGUUAUUGAACAAGAACCACAUGUAGCUGUUUAUGAUAAUCGAAAUGCAAAAACUUAUGAUGAAAACUAUAAUGGAGCCACAAUAGGCAUCGUUUCGAUUGAAGAAGGUAUUAACCAAAAUGUCGACAAGGUAUCAACUUUUGAUACAAGUCAAGAAUAUGAAAACAGUAAGUUAACCGUAGGAAAUCCAACAAAAUUGAUAGACAACACUCAAGCUAUAGAUGGUGUUUAUCAAGAAAUAGAUACAGGACAGACAGUUUCUGUUCUUGAACAGUUGGAUCCGAGAAAUUUGAGAGCGAGAAUAAUUUUCGACGAUGAAGAUGAUGAUGAUUUUUAUUUUGAGUUAGGUGAUAAUGGCGCCAUAGAUACUUCCAUGAAAGGUGAUAAUGUCAUCGACCAAACAAAUAUCAUAGACAUUACGGAUAAGGAUUCCAAUUCAGGUGAAGCUAGGGAUAUCAGUGAUUGUAUCAAACCAAAUAUGCCGCACAGCUCCUUUCAGGUCUCAGCCCAGGAAAGGUCAGCUAGUAACAAAAGUUUGUUAUUAGAUAAAUAUAAAAUAGAAGAAGUUGCGUACGUUAAAGAACUAAUCAAAGAGAGCAAAGAAUUGACAUGUUUUAAAAAUAAACUUAAAAUUGAACAAAGAGGAGCUACUAAAGAAAGUAUUAAAGAAGCUACAAAUCAAGUAUAUGUUGCUCAAAAACAGGGAAGUGGCAUCAACAAAAUUAUUAAUCGAGCGACCGCUAUUAAGAGGACGUCGGAGCAUGACCACACUUAUACUAUAAAUAAAAGCCUGAAUAAAUGUACAAGCCAAAAUGUUUACGAUAUUGAUGAAAAUAGGUUUUCUGAACCAAGAUAUUGUAACGAUCUUAACGUCGUGGAGCAAUAUAAAAAUAAACCUGAUAAUAUUAAAGCGAAUGCCAUAAAUGUACAUCUUUUGUCAACUAUGCAAAGUAUAAAUGCACAAGGUACUAAAUUAAAUUAUGUUGAAGGAGAGAAAGACGUGUCUAAAAACAAAGACGUGGCCCUGUCUAGUAAUGUGAACCAAACGAUUGAAAAUAAUUUCCAACUAGAACAAUGUUCCAUUAACCAAGAAAAUAAAGACGGCCUUAAUAAAAUUUAUGGUUUUGAACCAAAUUCAAACCAAUACGAACAAAAAAUCUCUGAUGUCGUCCAAUACGUUGAUAUGAGUGGACCAAAUGGUUUGGAUGAACCAAACCCUAAUGUCACAAAUGAACCUGUCGAUUCUGAUAAUAAAACGGGGGUAUCACAGUUGGUUAAAUCAGUUGGUUCAAUUCCUGAUUCUUGCGAACCAUUAGAAACUAAAUUAAAAAAUCAUGAAUCUGGUGAAAAUAUUGAUGUAGCAAAGUCAUCUUAUGUGAAUAAACCAAGUGAUUUGGACAUAAAUCAAGUUGUUCCAAUAGUUUUAAAGUUUGAUAACACCAAAGAGAGUGUUUCGACGACUGUUGGAUAUAAAACCAGAGUCGAUUCAAGAGAAGCUAAUACUGAAAGUAAUGAUUUAAAACUGGAUUCAUUAGAACCAGAGCCUGGAAACUCAAAUAUAAAUAGUGAAUUAAACUGUGUGGAAGAAAGUUCGUCAGCGGCAACAGUAUGUUGGGAGUUGAAUGAGAUUAGUGACAAUGAACAUAGUAAGGAAGUCAGUGCGAGGGAAGACAACCAUCACGAGAAAGGAAUCGACUUAAAACUUGUAACAGAGACUACUGUACCCCUCGUAAGAUGCGACUUACAGCCAUUCUGGAAGAAACAUUCAUACAACAAUUCUAUAAAAGUAUACAACUUCAAUUUAGACAUAUUUACUAAAAAUGUAUCGAGAAGGUCAAGGAAUAUUUAUAACAACGAUUUUCCAAAUAAGCAGAAACACGUGACAGUAAAAGUGUAUAAUAAAAAAGAUUUAAUGAAAAAUCCAGAUUUGAAUAAAAAACUACGUAAAUUGAGUGAAGAUUUUUUAUUGAAGAAUGCAGAUUUAUUAAAUAUAUGCCGACCGGUUACGGUGGAUCUGAUCAGAGAGCGGAUACAUGGACUUCGAGUUCAGGACUUUGAAGGGUCAGGCGAAAGAGUAUUGAAGAAAGUCGUACUGCCUGACAUCAAUGAAGUGAGGAGGAUCAACAAGAGUAUAUUAACCGCUCAAGUUGCACCUAUUACUGUGGGCGGGAGUUCCAAUGUGGAGACGUCGACUGAUGUAGUCGACGGACAGGAUACCGGUACGUUGAAACAUUUUUUAUGGAGGUUUUGGACCUAGAGGUGACCACGCAUGCUAAAAGAUGGCCAGUCCCAUUCGUCGUUAGUGUGUGUAUAAUUUAUACUUGCAUGGCUAGUUCGCUACGUUCGCGGAUAUACGGAUGUAAGGCGUGUUUUUUUUUUGAGCAAUCGGUUUUUUUUUUAAAUAAAUCACAGAAGAAAUGACAUUUUG
Messenger RNA from Hyposmocoma kahamanoa, 2622 nucleotides. RefSeq lists its product as uncharacterized. The record is from RefSeq and is a predicted model, not a curated record. The coding region runs from base 52 to 2451 and encodes 799 amino acids. NCBI's taxonomy places the organism in Eukaryota, Metazoa, Arthropoda, Insecta, Lepidoptera, Cosmopterigidae. The transcript is spliced from 3 exons.